AAAUUAAAUUGUUACAAUAUAAUUGCUCCAAGCUGCUUUUUCGAUUUUUUAAAUGGCCAGGAUAGAUUUAAAUUAUUUUCCAAUCCCACAAAAUGGAAUGCAGUCUCAUAAAUGGAUUUAAAAGAAACGUGAAGCUUGUCCUGGAAGCUGAUUAAUGAUGUUGAUAAACUUAAUAUUUUUUUAAUAUGAUGAUUUGAUAGAAAGUUAAUCUGGAUAAUUAUGGUCACAGAUUAAGUGGAAAUAUUUUGAAAACGGAACAUGCUAUGACGUCAAAAAAGUCAAAUGUAAGAUGCACCGUUAACGCGGGAAUACCCAGUACCCGCGCAAAUACCUGUUAACUUUGUAAAGAGUACGGUUACAGUACCUGGGAUAGAUAAAGGGCUACCCUAAUAAACAAUCACAAAACACAAUAGAGUUCAGUAGCCCUUGUAAAAUACUUUCUAAAGUUCAAACGAUUCCAUUUUUCAAGUUUAUUGUACAUCGGUUAUGCAGUCGUGUUGUGAAAUGUUUAUGUGUUGACGUUGAUCGUUUCCUAGUCUGACCUAAUAAAUUGUGCUUAUUUAAUAAACAAAUACAUACACAUCGUGGUAAUGUCUAGUGCACAGGGACAAAUUAAUUUUCAUAAAAAGAAAAGCCUUGUUAAGAACAUGAAAGGAAAGGAGAAUAAGUACCAUUCUCCUGUAAAAGAUGAACAGAAACGAAAUUCAACAGGUGCCAAGAAAAGAGUCACUCCAACAGACAGUGAUAAUGAAUGCAGUCCUCCUAAGCAGGCCAAGAGCCCAUCUGCUUUAAUAGAAAGACUGAAUUUGGAAAACAACAAAAAAAAAUCAGACUGCAACGAUGAAAGCAGCCCUCCUAAACCACCAAAUGGUCCUGUUGUAUUACUAGAGAGGAUGAAUUUGGAAAAUAUUGAAGACAGUUGUAAAACAAAUAAAAGCCUUUCUGUUGCUAUCAGAGCUCUGCAUACAGCACAGCCCUGUGGACUGCCUGGUAGAGAAGGAAAAAUCAAAGAAAUUUCAGAGAUUCUGACCAAAAGUCUGGAAACCAAAUCAUCAACUAGUUUAUACAUCUCUGGACAACCUGGAACUGGAAAAACCGCUUGUUUAAAUUACAUAAUGGCACAGCCAGAGAUAAAAUCGGGGUACAAGAAUAUUUAUGUGAACUGCACUGGUAUGAAAUCUUCUAAAGCAGUGUAUAAGAGGAUAGCAGAAGAACUGAACAUAAAAGUAAAAUCCACAAGUGAAACACUGUCACACAAUACAAUUUUAAAUUAUUUAAAAAGUCCUCACAAAAUGAUAUUAUUGGUCCUGGAUGAAAUGGAUCAGUUAGAAAGCAAACACCAAUCUAUUUUAUACUCUAUAUUCGAAUGGCCUUCAGUUACAAAUUCACGAAUAGUUUUAAUAGGGAUCGCCAACGCUUUAGAUCUUACCGACAGGGUGCUUCCGAGAUUACAGGCCCGCGUAGAAUUGGCACCGACGUUGAUUCACUUCACACCAUACACGAAGGAAGAAAUAGUGAGCAUAGUGACCAGCAGAUUAACAGAAGCAGGAGUUGGAAAUAUUUUGGCCGGUGGUGCGCUUCAACUAUUAGCUAGCAAAGUUGCUUCAGUUUCAGGAGACAUACGGAAAGCGCUAGAUAUAGCUAGACAAGUUAUUGAACUAGCACAAAUGAAAGAUGAAUGUGGAAAAACGGUUGCUUUGCAAGAUGUACUAUCUGUUGUGCACAAUGUAUAUAAUACAGCUUCUAGUUUAAAUAAAAAUGAAGAAGACGAUGCUGAAGCGUUUCCUUUACAACAGAAAUUAUUUAUUUGUACUGCAGUUUUAAUUAGGCAAAAUUCAAAAUCGAAAGAACUUACAAUAACAAAAUUACAUGAUGUUUACAAAAAAAUAUGUGAAAAACGUAAUAUAAGCUUCCUCGAUCUUUCGGAAUUUUUAAACCUCGCACAACUAAUCGAAGCUAGAGGGUGUAUUAAAAUCCAAGGGAAAGUGAAGAACAGACUAUCUAAGGUUAUACUACAAUGGGACGAAACAGAAGUGUCAAGCGCUCUUAAGGACAAGCAGUUGCUUUCUACAGUUGUGGCAGAUACAUCUUGUCUUUAAAAAUUAUUUAGCCUUUAUUUUUUGGGGACUGAAUCUAUUUAUGUUCUUUUAUUUAUAAUUUUUUUUACACUUCUAAAAUAUAU
Messenger RNA from Cimex lectularius (bed bug), 2182 nucleotides. It is a transcript of the gene Cdc6, whose product is annotated as cell division control protein 6 homolog. The transcript is spliced from 10 exons. NCBI's taxonomy places the organism in Eukaryota, Metazoa, Arthropoda, Insecta, Hemiptera, Cimicidae. The record is from RefSeq and is a predicted model, not a curated record. Gene Ontology annotation, molecular function: DNA replication origin binding; ATP hydrolysis activity. Gene Ontology annotation, cellular component: nucleus. The coding region runs from base 591 to 2099 and encodes 502 amino acids. Gene Ontology annotation, biological process: cell division; DNA replication initiation; mitotic DNA replication checkpoint signaling.